Molecule: messenger RNA, 1041 nt
Organism: Sparassis crispa
Lineage: Eukaryota; Fungi; Basidiomycota; Agaricomycetes; Polyporales; Sparassidaceae
Exons: 1
Coding region: 1-1041 (346 amino acids)
Source: RefSeq, a predicted model, not a curated record
AUGAUAUGCAUUAUGAAGAAGAGUGGAAAAUUACGGACAGUUGUCGAUGCGCGUAAACGCAAUGACAACACCGUAAAGGACGUAACUCCAUUCCCGGACCAGGACCAGAUACGCAUGGACGUGUCUCAUGCCAAAUACUGGUCGAAGAUUGACUUGUCCGAUGCGUAUGAACAAAUAUGGGUGGCAGCAGAGGACGUCUGGAAAACAGCGUUCUCCACCUCAUAUGGUACAUUCGUAAGUCACGUCAUGCAACAAGGCGAUUGCAAUGCCCCAGCGACAUUCCAAAGCCUCAGGACAUUGAUAUUCCAUGACUGCAUCGGACGAUAUGUUCAUGUAUACCUCGAUGACAUAUUCGUGUUCUCUGAUACAAUCGAAGAGCACGAACACCACCUGGAAAUUGUAUUCUGUAAGCUGAGGGAGGCAAAGCUCUACCUUAGCGAGACGAAGUGCGAACUAUAUUCACGGAGCAUGGACUGCCUAGGUCAUCUAAUCGAUGACCAAGGACUCUACGCAGACUCAGACAAGAUGAGCCGUAUUCGUGAAUGGCGAAUACCCCGAUCUUACAAAGAAGUACAACGCUUCCUAGGGCUCGUGAACUACCUAGGACACUUCAUGCCCAACGUAACGGCGUACACCUCGCCAUUGUCGGACAUGGCUCACAAUGACCGAGCAUUCGUGUGGUGCCCAAUGCACACCAAAUGCUUUGAAAUGAUCAAAGCUUUGGCGUGCAAGGCACCCAUCCUGAAGCCAAUUGACCCACGUCAACCAGAACCCAUCUGGGUGAUAUCUGAUGCAUCGCUAUACGGUGUUGGAGUGAUGUAUGGACAGGGACCAGACUGGCGAACCUGUCGCCCAGCUGGCUUCCUGUCGAAGAAAUUCACGAGUGUGCAACGUGCUUAUAAGACCUAUGAGCACGAGGCACUCACGAUACUGGAAGCUCUCCUCAAAUGGGAGAACAAACUACUUGGCCGACCGAUAGUGAUCGCAACCGACCACCAGGCAUUGAAGUAUUUCGAAGGCGUAACCAAUCCAACGAAUUGA